AUGACAGAACUAGCAAGAAGUGCUAGAAUAGUUAAAGUUUUACCCAAUAAUCUUUUGCAUCUUGAAUUGUUGAAUAAACUUAUAAACAAAUCUACUAGCUUUCCCCACAUUUGGAACGGUACCUAUACUCAUAUUCAAGUAUUAACUGGUAUUAGUGGAAAUCUUUUAGAUUUCAGAAGAAUACCUUUAAGGGGCCUACAUAGCGAUAAAAGUUUCCAACUCAAAACUAGGCUUAGAUAUCGGUGGGACUAUUGUCAAAUUAGCUUAAUUUGUGAAAAGACUGGUGGAAUUGGUAAGUAUAUUACUGAUGAUGUUACCAAUAAAUUACUCAAUGGAUAUGUAGUCAAGUACAAGGGUAAUCAUAGUGAAUUACCCGAAUUCAGUAAAAAUGACGAUAAAGUGGUGAAAGAAAUGUAUCAUUCUGAGCUUACGGGACCAGUAAAACAGAUUCCCUCCAUAGAAAUUAGAGGGAGUAGGUCUGAACUUGAUAUUUCAUCCAUCAUGAAACCUAGUUCUGUUCGAUAUGCCCAUAUAUGUUCAUAG
Pichia kudriavzevii is the source of this 543-nucleotide messenger RNA. RefSeq lists its product as uncharacterized. The transcript has a single exon. Lineage: Eukaryota; Fungi; Ascomycota; Pichiomycetes; Pichiales; Pichiaceae. The record is from RefSeq and is a predicted model, not a curated record. Bases 1 to 543 code for a protein of 180 amino acids.